Stomoxys calcitrans (stable fly) is the source of this 16907-nucleotide messenger RNA. RefSeq names its product protein purity of essence (gene poe). NCBI's taxonomy places the organism in Eukaryota, Metazoa, Arthropoda, Insecta, Diptera, Muscidae. The transcript is spliced from 11 exons. The record is from RefSeq and is a predicted model, not a curated record. Gene Ontology annotation, molecular function: zinc ion binding; protein binding. Bases 6 to 16688 code for a protein of 5560 amino acids.
AAAAAAUGUCUGCUCAUAGCGGUGGUGCUAUCGAUUGGGGUUCUGUAGUUAAACCCCUUUUAAAUAAUCGUUUUGGAUCAACAAAUAAAAAUGAAAUCCUCAAUAUCAUUAAAGCCAUCACCCGGUGUGAAAAUGAGUUUUUUGAUGAGGAAAAUAAUUACUUGCAAUUUUAUACGGCUUUUGCUGCUUUGGCCGCAGAUAAAUUGAGCCAGUGCAAAUAUGUAUCUCAAGCACAAAUUCACGAGGCAUGUGCCAUACUCAUACGUUUUAUGCUUCUACGUUUGGGUAAGGUCAGUGUUUACGAAAUCAAAUGGUUAUUGCCAGCAUUGAAAACCCUCUGCGAGGGGAAAUCAUCGAAUACACCAACAAAAGGUGCUGCUUCAACAACAGGAGGAACAUCAGGAGGAUCAACUGCAGGCAGUAAUAAUGCAAGCGCCUCUAGUCCCAGUUGCGCUGUUGCGGGUACAAGUGUAUUGCAAUUUGAUUAUAAUGCUGUAGCUGCUGUUUUGAAAAGUAGCAAAUAUCCUGAAAAUACUAAAAGCAUUGUCGCAGCCAGUAGUACCUCUGCUGCUAGCAACAAUGCAGGCGACAAGGAUUCUCCCAAAUCCGAGAUUAAAAGAUCGCGAUCUGAUUUGUCCUCAAUAAUUAUUCAUCAACUUACUGCACCGCUGGAAGCCGGAAAAAUGACUUGGGCUCCCCUAAGCGAGGAAAUGACAGAUUGUACGGAAAUAUUUUCAUCAAAUUCAGCAUACCUACAAUCUCUGAAUGGGGGCGACAUCAUAUUAGAUGUCUGCUCUUCUCUACCUAUUUUGACACGCUACCGUCUCAAAUAUCAAGAGACCAUAGCCAAUUUGGCGGGUAAACCGUUGUACUUGCCUUUGACUCAGGUUGAGGCCACACAAAUUCGUAAUACCUUGACACAUAUGGUCACAGACAUCACGAUUUUGUCGGAAGCCUUGACAUUACCGAUUUUACAGCCUUUGACACCAAGCCGCAUAGCCAAAUUAUCUAAGUGUGCUAUAUCGGCCCUGUAUUGUGCUGUGCUCGCUUCAAUUGCCAGCAGUGUUUUAAAUAUGUCAUCUACAACAAGUACACAAAAAUCGCAAAGUUCUUCAGCCGGCGGUGGUUCGACAGCAUCCGUUUCCACACAAUCAUCGGCCAAGGAUGGUGACGAUAGCGAGGAAAACGCCCGUAACGUAGUCGACAAAGCGUUGGAAAUAUACACAACGAUUGGUCAAAUGUUUAAGGACUCAGCUCGGUCUCAUAUAUACCAAAACCAUUUAUGCUUUGGUGCAUGGCUCUUGGUGAGCGGAAUUCAAGGAGCUUUGGGAGCUUCUGGCAGUACCAGCGCUGGCAUUGGCAAAGACGACUGCAAGCAGGCAAAAGCUAAACAGGGUGAAGCCCAACCGACCGCAUCAGCGCGUGUAAAUCUCUUCAAGGUGCAGCAGGGGUUUGGUGUUUUAAAUGCAGCCAUAGCCAAUCAUUGCAUAAAGCUAUUAACUGAACUAAUUGAUGAUCUAAAAAUUGAGACAACUUCGUCCACAGAUGUGCCGCAAACGGGACAGGGACAGGGCCAGCAAACUACUGCGGCUCCUUUGCCAGAACCCGCCAGUUUUGAUGUAUUGGAAAACUACACAACGUUGCAACGAGUUAUGCGUGUACUAAAUACGGCCACUUUGCACCAACUCUUUACGUUCCUGGCCACAGUAACGUAUCGGAAAGCUUGCAAUUUAAAACGAGCCAAUGCCAAAGACCGCACUGAAUGUGAGGCUAUUAGCUAUUCUGAUUCAACGACAUACUUUAAUGAUACUCUCUCGUGCUCCGACAACUCCGAGGAGGACGACAGUGAAAGCUAUUUGGGACAUUGGUUCAAAGAGACGCUACAGCCGGAAUCUGUCGAGGAUAAUAAUACUUCUGAAGCAGUGGAGAAAAAUAAUGAAGGCCAAAGAUCCAAUUUGGUGCCAGCUUUGGAUGAACCUCACGAAUAUCUCGAUUUGGCGGCGCAAAUCUUUUGUUUUAUGGAUCAAUUUUUCUCUCAAAAGCACAGCUAUUUGCAGAGAUACGUCAAAGCGGGCCUAUCCGACCAGCAAAUGUUGCUAAUGGCAAAUAUAUUGAAAGAUCUAGAUCGUGACUCUGCCCGUGGAGGGGAAACUGAUUCUUCGGCGGCAUGUAAUAAAUGGCAAUCGGCUAUGAUAAGAUUUUCGGGAGCAGUUGGUCGUUAUUUGCAUAACCUGGUUUCUGCCUCUUUGUUGAGCGAGUCAUUACAAUCCAAUCUGUUGCAACAUCUCGGUGUGUCGCCAUGGACGUCGGAAACCAACACAUGGCCACUUCAAAUCUAUCCCAGUACACUGUCCGUAUUAGUGCAGAUUCUACUGUUGAAACCAACUCAAGAAAAGGAAGCAGCGUGUCUUUCCGUUUGGCACCGUUUGAUUAAUACCCUGGUCGAGGGAGUUUGUGGUUCGUCUUCUACAAAUCCACCAACAAAUGUUGAUUAUGAAGAUUUGAACAUGGAACACGCACAAUUACUAUUGUUCCUCUUUCAUUCGCUGAAUCUCAUGCAAAAGAAGUCCAUUCUUUUGUUAACCGCCGGCGGUGUUAUACGUUGUGCCGAGGUAUGUCGUGAACUUUCAACCGGCAAACCUAUUCGGAAUAGCCAGAUAAUGCUGUUGUCUCGCCUAUUGCUUUUCCUCGAGUAUCUUAUGAAGCACUUGUAUAAUGCUCCGCCAGAGCUGUUAGAUUCGGUACGCUGGAAUCUCUUCAGUAUAAGUACCAUGCAUGAAAAUCAAAAAAUCGCCGAUUUGUUGAACAACAAAACAAAACUGACAUCGUUCUGUCGCAAGGAAAUAGAGGACGAAUUUCGUCGAAGUACAGCCGAUUGUAUGUCAAAUAUACGACCCACAUUUUAUUCGCUGACUCUUGUCGGAGAUGCCAACCAGCAAACAACAAAUCCUGAAUUUAAAUUAGAUGGUUUAGCUUGGAAUUUCAUACUGUGUACACCGGACAAACUAAAAUAUCCCCUUCUGGUGGACGCUCUUAUCGAUAUUCUGGGUAUUACAGAUAUGACAUUGUCAUGGCAUUCCUGCGACAGCACACAUACCCUUUGCGCUAUUCGCUAUUGUUUUGGCAUAUGCUGGAAGCUGUUGCUUGGACUGCCGCCGUCCACUACUCACGUUGAGCAAUUGCAGGUGGAAAAAACACCAAAUUUGCAUUCUCUUCUGUGGUCCAUUCGAUGUCCUACAUCGCAUUAUCUAAUUGUUAACAGCUUGAUUAAGCAGGGCAUGUACACACAAUUUGCAGAGACAUUGUGGAGUAACAUAUCAGAUCGCGUCAGUGAUAUUCGUUUCAGUUUAAAACAGACAUUGUUGGGAAUCGAAUCCUGCAAUGAAAAUAUAAACAAAGCAAACCCCCCAUUGUCGUAUAUAAUUUUAUUGGACGCACUGCUGUCUCACAUGCAAGCUGUAGCCUGGGCCGAAAAGGAGGGUAUAAAACCACAAAGAUCAUCCUCCAAUGGCAGCACAUCUGGAACUAGUCCCACAACUGGAAAUCCACCAAUGGCUGCAGGUGCUGGGUCUGAUGAAGCCUAUGCAACAUCGUCAUAUGAUAACAGUGAACAAAAGGCGGAGGCUGAAGCCAGUAAUGCAACGCUACAGGAACGGCAAAAAUCUACCAAAGAGCUGCUACAGAUGCUGGUCAAUUCUUUCAAGGUUUUGCGCGACACAGUGCGUCAUAAAAUGGUACAAAUCCUACCAUUGGCCAAUGUGACACCUGACCACAUUUUGGAAUGUAUUUUGGCCAUAGUAAAUUCAAAUAACUUCUAUUGCACCGAUUUAUGCUCACAGUUUUUGAAACUACUCGAUAAUAAAAAUAAAGAAGUCAUAACAGGCGAGUGGUGCGAGUCACUGCCAGUUUCGGAUGCGAUUUUCAACAAGCCAGCCAAUGCUCAGCAAACACAGCAAUAUCCCGCCGAAUCGUAUACCUUGACAGUAAUUGAAGCUCACAUUGCAGAGCUUACACGGGAUACAUACUAUUCGACCCUUAACUCAUUUAAACACUGCCUAAAGAGCCUGUUCAGUUUAAUGAACCUGUUGCUGACAUCGCCGCAACACCAGUGGCAACAAGAUGCCGCCUGUAAGUCAUUAAUCGAUGAUCAAUUAAAGCCAAUGCUGAUUGAAACUCUAAUGGAUGCCCGCAUGGAAUAUGUUUUCGAUACUGCUGAAAAAUGUCUCCAAUCACUUAUGCAAGGUGUGGAUCAGGCAGCUGAGCAGCAACAGCGCAUGUCAUACAAUUAUAUUUUGAAAUACCACUACCGUUUCUUAAUGGAGUACGCGGAUGAAGUGAAAAAUUCCCCUCAAACCGAGCAACAAAGUGUAAUUUUCAAUGAAUCUCUUUUGUUUGCUGUCGUAAAGUCAAUGACGCAAAUGUUGGAGAAACCCAUGGGCGUUAGGGCAAUACAUGAGUUCUUCACCAAACGGGAAUCGAGCGAAUUGAAUAAUGAACCAAGUUUGGUCGACCUUUUACUGUCCUUUACCGGCACUAACCUCUCAAUGACGUACGCCAGAAAGUUACUUCAGUUUGUUGAGAAACUGUUUCACAUUGCUCAACAACCAGAUUCUGGAUUUCCCAUGGAAGACCUGGUACAUUGCUUUGGAGAUUUAGCUAAUGUGGAGCAGCAGCGCAUAAAAUCGUGGCUAACUCAUGUCAUAUACGGACCACAAAGCGUACACACACAGCAAGCAGAAACGCCGAUGGAAAAACAAUCAUCCGCAGCGGGAAUGCCGCCAGCCACAUCCAGCACUUCGUCAAGUAAUGCUCAGACGCCCACGAAUAUGGCGACAAUUUCGGCCAUAGCCAGUCUUUCAGAACAGUUUGGCAAUCAAUCGUCUACUCUUGACAAUGCUGAAGCUAUGGACAUAGAUGAAGACAAUGCCGCUACGAAUCAACCAUCAGUUCAACAAAACAGUUCGGCCGCAGCUCAAUCGUUAAGUCUUUGGCCGCCACAAUCAACCACAGCUGGCAACAGUAGUUUCCUAGCUACAAAUCAGUCGGAGCCACUUUCCACAACACAAGACGAGCAAUUGCAAAAUCAACCACAAACCGAAAGGAACGGCGCCCUUCUACAAAGUGUUAUAAAAUACAUUGUACACGACAGCAAAGGAGGGCCAAAUGGUGUGGCUAUGUUGCUAUUCCAAGCUUUGCUACAACUGGGACAGACACUUAUCACCCCAUCAUCCUACGAGACUAACGACUUCUCUGACAUUUUGCAAAUUAUGAUUUGUUUGGCGGACUGUGCACAAGGCAAGGGUCAUUCAACACUUUUUAAUGCCACCAUAAUGUGGCUGGAAAUUACAAAAUUCCAGAUACUAGAGAAGACCCAAUAUUUACAAAAUUCCCCUAUGAUGCCCUCAAAUAUUUUGGAAAAUGUCAAUGCAUUGCUUCGUUACUUGCAUGACUUGCUGCAAAGUUUGGGAUUCAGAGGCAGCAAACAUCAACAGCAGCCUGCCUGGGAUGAUGAUAUCCAAACCGACUUAGAAGAUCUGAUGGAUGAUCUGGCUAAUGAACAGCAAGGCGACGAGGAUUCAUUUGUGGAGGACUCCGACGAGGAUAGCCUUAACAACAAGUUAUGUACUUUUUCACUGACCCAAAAGGAGUUUAUGAAUCAACAUUGGUACCAUUGUCAUACAUGCAACAUGGUGAAUACAGUAGGAGUCUGUUCGGUGUGUGCCAGAGUUUGUCAUAAGGGUCAUGAUGUCAGUUAUGCCAAAUAUGGCAACUUUUUCUGCGACUGUGGCGCUAAAGAGGAUGGUUCGUGCCAGGCUUUACGGCGACGUAUUGCCAGUAGUGGUGGUAUGCCCAGUGGAGAUGCUCGUGGCCAACUAAAUGAUUAUUCAUCGUCGGUAUAUGCACAGAGCAGUGGUUGUGGCGUUCUGUCUCAAGCCAAACGCGCACAAACGCCCCCAACGCAAAGUUGUCUAAGCCAGCAGCAACAACAACAGCAACUACAAGGCAUGAAUACGACUCUACAAUCAGCAGGAGGAAAUAACUUACUUGUGUCUUCCUCGCAGACCAACGAACGCAUUGCUUUACUGUCGAAGCUGCUCGAGUCCUCCAAAGAAGUGCUGCAGAACUCGGAACAAUGGACAGUUAUUGUUAAAUGCAUAUUAGAGUUCUUUGACGUCAUCAUGCCCGCCAUCAAAGAGAAUUGCGACCUCUUCUCCAUUGUGGGUUGCCAUCGCAGGGCAAAAUCUGCCCUACAGCGUCUUCACGGUGAACAGACAUUCCAACAUACCGAUCAAUUAAUGUUACCCACUUUAGGGUCUCAAGAAGGUGCAUUUGAAAAUGUGCGCAUGAGCUACUCCGGCGACCAGGGACAAACUAUUAAACAACUCUUGUCCUCUGGUCUCGUACGUCGUGUUGCAUUGUGCUGUCUCUCGUCGCCACAUGGCAAACGACAACAUUUGGCCGUGUCACAUGAAAAGGGCAAAGUUACAAUACUGCAAUUAUCAGCUUUGCUUAAACAGGACGCAGCAAAAAGAAAACUGACGUUGACGCAGUUGUCUUCGGCACCGAUACCGUGUACGGUAUUGUCCCUGACUGCAAAUCCAGCCAAUGAGGAUUGUCUUGCUGUAUGCGGCCUAAAGGAAUGCCACAUUUUGACCUUCACCAACACAGCAGCGACCAGUGAUCAUAUUGUUUUGACACCCCAAUUGGAAAAUGGAAACUUCAUCAAGAAGGCACUGUGGUUGCCGGGAUCGCAAACCAUGUUGGCUUUGGUUACAGCUGAUUAUGUUAAAAUCUACGAGUUGUCAGAGGAUACCUACAGUCCUAAAUAUUACUUUUUAGUGGCAGUCGGUAAAAUACGCGACUGUACGUUUGUCUAUCAAGAUGGUGUCUACUACAUGCUGAUUAUUGCCUCCUCCGGCUACAUAUACUAUCAGAAAUUGGACGAUCAAUCAUUGGCUAAGCAUGGUGACUUCUACGUUACCAAUACUUUGGAACUUAAUCACACCCAAAUAAAAGACGUCAAUGGCCAAGAGGGUGGCGGUGGUGUUUCCAUAUAUUACUCGCAUACAUUGCAACUGUUGUUCUUCAGCUACUCUGUAGGCAAGAGUUUUGUGGCGCCCAUGACCGACGUUAACAAGGGCGUCAAGGGCAUAACUCACCUGCAAACUUCACCAACUACAAAGAAUUCAUCAAAGGGACCUCCGCAAGCUUUGUGUCAGUGGACGGAAAUACCUGGUCAUCCAGGUCUAAUCUGUGCCAUGAUGCAAACUUCAAACAAUCCUGUCAUAUUUAUGUUCACUCCCGACCGCAUUUAUAUGCAAGAAAUCAAAGCCCAAUCAUCCAAGUCUCGCAUAAUGGACAUGGUUGCCAUUCGUCAUACAGUGGCUGGGGUAGAAAAAACUACUCUUAUUUUGCUCUGCGAAGAUGGCAGUCUAAGAAUAUUCACCGCCAACCAAGAAACAACAUCAUUCUGGUUAUCUCCACAAGUUCAACCAUUGACAAAUCAACUGUAUUCAUCAAAUCUUAGCAGCAAGUCAUCGUAUGGCAAUGGCGCACACAAGAAAUCGAAAAGGAAAUCAAGCCAUCAACAGAAAACCACAGGCCCCAAUGGCAAUCCAAUUUUCCCCAUAGACUUUUUCGAGCAUUGUACUAUGUUGCCAGACGUCGAUUUUGGCGGCAAUGAUCUUCUGCAAAUCUAUAACAAGCAGAAACUAAAGACAAGGCUAUUCUCAACUGGAAUGUUUGUGGCAUCUACAAAAGCCACUGGUUUCACUUUAGAAGUGUACAACAAUGAUCCCAACAUAGUUAUUGUGGGAAUACGUGUAUUGCUGGGCACACAAGAUCCUCAUCGUACUCCACAGAGUGUGACAAUUCUAGGAAGAACUAUACCGACUCCUGUGCGCCGGGCAAGAUGGUUCGAUAUUCCACUGACACGUGAGGAAAUGCUGCAAUGCGACAAGUGUCUGAAAGUGGUUUUUGGUAAAUCGAGAGAUCCUGAAAAUGUUUGUAUGCUGGACUCCAUCGAAGUUUAUGGCAAGUCAAAAGAUCUGGUCGGUUGGCCCGAUGAUACAGACGAAGUGGCGGCACAGUCUACUUCGGCGAAUGCGCCAAAUGGGACGGUAGCAAACACCUCAUACGGCAUUAUGGGUGCAUCCAGUUCCAGCUAUGAAGGAUAUAACUCAAUAACUCAAUUGGAUAAAAUGGUGACCAUCCUUUUGGAAGUACUCGAUUGCUCCCUCGGCUUGCUAAGUCAAAGUCAAGGAUCAACUAAUGCUCUAUCCAGCACCAUAAAACAGAAAGCAACUAAUACGGCCACAUCAUUGCUAUUGCUGCCAACAGCGAAUCAGGUGCAAGUACAAUCGAGAUAUGUACUUGCAACUUUGUUUGGCAAUAGGCAGGCUUACCACAACUACAAGGACUAUGAAAUGUUGGUGUAUGUUAACGACGAAUUAAAAGUCUUAAAAUCGAAACUCGCCAAUCGUGAAACCCUUAGAGACAUUGACCCCGAAGCUUUUUAUCGAUUAGUGUUAAUGGUACGUGGAAUUGCUACCACUAGACCGAUGACAUUAACAAAAAUAUGCUUGGAUAAUAAAUUCGAAAUUAUUUCCGACCUAAUGGAAUUUGUCGAAAAGUUAUAUGAGAUUACGCCAAAUGUGGAUGAACCAACAUCGAUUGUGCGGCAAGGUCUAUCACAUACGGAAACCAUUGUGCACUGUUUGGUGGAAAUAAUGCAUGCGUUUGCCUUGGCUGAUGCGUCGCAAGUAGAUAGGGUCACAUUGAUGUUUAUUGCCUUGCUGAAGAAUGAGUCCAGCGUUAUAUCACAUAGCGCCAAAGAAGCUAUAAUCUUAUUGCUUAGCCCGCGAUCAAAGCGAAGAAAGGUGGCUAUAAUAACGCCCACAUUGUGCUCAACACCGACUCCACCAGCACUGUCUACCAAUGCCAGCAUGGUAAAUGCUUCAGCUGCUGCUAUUGUCGGCGGCGGAGCCAAUGAGGAUGAUGCUCUCGAUGAAGCUGCUGGCAUUGUCAAUCCUAUCGUAGCCGCCGUUGGAGGUGGCGGUGGGUCAUCGUCACCACCUUCUUCAGUACAACGUAGUAGCAGCACAGAAUAUGUGUCUGUACCCGGGGCCGUCGCUAAUGAUCCUAAUGCUCUGGUGGAUCCACUAGAAGCUUUCAUGGGAAGUGGUUUCCCACAACUUUUGGGUCUUCAGCAAGAUGCCGAUGAAGAGGCUAUUAUGGAUAUAGCCAUAGCAUUGAGUUUACAACAGCACGAUGGCAGUGGGGCCGAACCAGGCCUUCAACAGCUUCAGCAAGGGCUAUCAAAUUUACAAGGAAUGCGAAAUGCUGCCGCUCAGUUGCAACACGCCCAAGCCGCUGCUGUUGCUGCUGGUGGAGUAAAUGUAGUAGGUGCCGCAGUUUCAUCUGCUGCCGGUUCCGAUGAUGAAGGUUCGAAUGUGGCUACUGAUGGUUCAACAUUAAGGACAUCGCCCGCUGAACCGGUUGGAAGUGGCGGCUCAGAGAGUGGAGGUAGUGGUGUUGAGUCUAUUGGUGGCACUUCUGGCCGAAGCAGUACUUACGAAGGAGAUGGUGGUGCCACAGCUUCGCCCCCUCGCGCCAGUGGUGGUAGUUUAACGAGUGGCAGUAGCAUCAGCAAAGGAGCUGUUGGCGGGUCAAUACCCAGUACGGCCACCGAGAUGCCAACAACGAGCAGGGCAGCAUUGGAAGCCUGUCAAAGUAAUGACACAGAGGAAAAUGAUGCCACGGAAGAUGAAAAAUUAUCCAAGUUACACGAUUUAAGAAUUGCAAUUUUGGGCAGUAUAAUUUCAAACAUCCAUACUCUCGAUGACUGCAAUGGCUUGCAGUCGAUACCAUUAAUUCAGGUUAUUCUAAUGUUAACCACCGAUUUGAAUGGUAACAACGAACGUGAUCAGAAGAUAUUAAACGAAUUACUAACAGCUCUUGUAGAAUAUGUUGAAAUGGAUUCUAUUUCAAAUGCUUCAAAGAUGAAAGAUAAAAGUCUUAAAAAUGAAGUACGUCUGGCCCUGCUCUCGCUAUUCGGCGUACUAAUGGGUAAAACUAAAUCUAAACAAGCUGGCACAACCUCUCCACCACAUCAGUUCAAGGAUAAUGCCUCAUUUGUCGCUAGCACAACUGCCAGUAUUUUGAGUAAUAAUGGCGCAUUUACAUUCUGCUUAGUUGUAAUGGAGACUUUGCUGCAACAUUGGAAACGUGUGUCCAGUGAACAAAAUCAAGCACCUAACCCGGCAUCAGGGGUUGUAAGUGCAAUUGCCUCGGGUUCUAGUAACAGUGUCAGCACACCCGUCGUGCCAGGUUCGGCCGUCCCUCCUACUCAGAACAGCCUCCUAAAGCCUGUGAGAUAUGGGCCUAAACCAGAUUUGUCUACAUUAAUUCCACACAAUUACCUAAAGAACUAUCCCGAUAUAUUUGAGUCAUAUGAUGCUUUGUUAACUGAAAGCUCGGUGCGUUUGCCAUAUCAAAUUUUACGGCUAUCGGCCACACAUCCAGGUACAUACGAUUGGUAUCAUAGCUACUGUGAAAAUAUGACAUACACACUAUGCGAGUAUAUGAUGCUUAAUUUGAAUGCAUUGCUGCGGAGGCAAGUAAGAAAGUUGCUAAUGUACAUUUGCGGCAACAAGGAAAAAUUCAGAAUGUUCCGUGACGGACACUCGUUGGAUGUGCACUUUAACUAUGUCAAGGAUUUGUGUAGCCUGUACAACACAAAGAACAUGGUUUUAACAAACCAGUCGAUACCUAUGCUAAGCUAUGACUCGCUAGUCGAACUUACCGAACAUUUGAGAACAUGCCAGGAAAUAUCUCAAAUUCGCACAGGAAAUUGGCAGAAAUUCUGUCUCAUACAUGAAGACGUUAUUCCAGUACUUAUUGAGAUUGCUUGUUACCAGUUGGACGAUGGAGUCUCUCCCAUUAUUCUGCAAUUGUUACAAGCAGCUUUGUGUAACAACAUCCAGGCCGUCAAACAACAGCAACAAUCGGAAAAUACGGGAACAGGCGGAUCUUCGGGUAGUGGAAAAACGCGCUCGGACCGCGAUAAGUCGGAAGAAAUUGAAAUGACUUUUGAUUCCAAAUUUGAUUCGACACACUGCUCUACAUUUGUGCAUCAAAUAUUCCGCUUUGUGUCGGACGCACUUUUGAAUAAAUUUGUGCGAAUCUUCUUGUUGGAGACAAAUAUCACCUCAAUCAGAUGGCAAGCUCAUUCUUUGGUAUAUGCCAUCUACGAUUAUGCGAACGAAAGACAGAGAGAGAAGCUGAUUACUAUUCUGUGGAACAUGUGGCCCUUAGUGCCGCAAUUCGGUCGUCGUACGGCCCAAUUUGUUGACAUUUUAGGCUAUUUAACCCUGAGUACGAAAACCAUUUCGGAGCGUUUGCCCGAAUUCACUGAAAAGGCUGUUGAAGUCCUUAGACAGCAAAAUGAUCUUUUAUCGAAGCAUCCGAACGCUUCUAUAUACACUGCCCUGGAACAAAUAUUGCAAAUGAACGGCUACUAUUUAGAAUCGGAACCCUGUUUGGUGUGCAACAAUCCUGAAGUACCAAUGGCAAACAUAAAGUUGCCAUCAAUUAAAUCUGACUCCAAAUUUACAACUUGCACCAUGAUUGUCAAGCUGGUGCAAUGCCACACGAUUUCCAAGCUUAUAGUGCGUAUAGCCGACCUGAAGAGAACCAAAAUGGUAAGAACCAUCAAUAUUUACUACAACAAUCGCACUGUUCAAGCUGUGGUCGAACUAAAAAAUAAGCCAGCCAUGUGGCACAAAGCUCGUACUGUCACCUUGCAGUCGGGUCAGACCGAGGUGAAAGUUGAUUUCCCACUUCCGAUUACAGCAUGCAAUCUAAUGAUUGAAUAUGCUGACUUUUAUGAGACCGUUACGGGUUCUUCGGAAAAUCUCCAGUGUCCCAGAUGUAGUGCUGCCGUUCCAUCGUACCCAGGUGUAUGUGGAAAUUGUGGUGAGAAUGUAUUCCAAUGCCAUAAAUGUCGCGCUAUCAACUACGAUGAAAAGGAUCCCUUCCUGUGUCAUUCAUGCGGAUUUUGCAAAUAUGCUAAAUUUGACUUUAGCCUUUACGGACGCAUUUGUUGUGCUGUGGAUCCCAUAGAAUCUGCCGAGGAUCGAUCAAAAACUGUACACAUCAUCCACUCAUCGCUUGAGCGAGCAGAUCGCAUUUAUCGCCAACUAUUGGCCAACAAGCAAAUGUUAGAAUUACUUUUGCAAAAAUAUGCCGAACAUGGAUCUUCCGAUCGCCUAAUGGACGAAAGUUUAGGCACCAUACACAGCACUUCGCAAGUAAACAAAAUAAUACAAUUUUUGGCUCAGAAAUAUUGCGUCGAGUCUCGAUCGUCUUUCGAAGAGUUGUCAAAGAUCGUGCAGAAGGUCAAGGCCUGUCGCAGUGAGCUCGUCGCCUAUGACCGCAGCCAAAUGGAUCAGAGCAAUUUGCCGCAUUCACCAGAUAAACGAGACAACUUUAACAUCAACAAAUGCUAUGGUUGCGCAUUGGCCUCCACCGAACAGUGUCUGACAUUACUACGGGCUAUGGCCUCAAACUAUGACUGCAGAUUGGUUUUGUACAGUCAAGGGCUCGUCGAAGAGUUGGCUCAGCAUAAUCUGCGCCGAGGAACAGCUCAGAUACAAGAUGAAGUACGCAAUCUGCUAGUAUUGUUGACAAAGAACAACAAAGAUGCCUGCAUGAAUCUGCUGGAGUUAAUCAGUGACAGAGUUAAAUCUGCUCUUCUAGGAUCCAUUCCCUUGAACAACAUCGACUCUGCCAUCUAUCAUGAAAUGGAUUUGUUAAGGGUUUUGAUAUCCCAAGAUGAUUUCUGUUGGGAACAGAAAUUAAAAAUUGUUUUCGAAUUAUUUUUGCACACAUGUCGCUGUCCGCGAGGUCCAGCCUACUCUGUCAUACAACCUUGCCUCCACAUCAUGCUUAAGCUUAUUUCACCCACAAUACCCUCAACAAAACUCAAUCGCGAUUUGAGCCCUUCGACGCUAUCCUCAAUUAAUUGUGUCGAGGGCCUGAGCGUUGAUUUCCAGAAAUGGUUGCAAAACGACCCUCAACAUUCAUUUGAAGCUUGGAAAUCUCGUAUGCCCUCAAGUACGUUGGCACAACAGUCAAAGAGUUACAAAGCUUUUGUAGCGGCUGCAGCUCAAAAUUCCUUGCAAGAUGAGAACAUUUUGGCUGCCGUUUUGCAGUCUGUUCAAAACGCCGAACAAAUGCAUAGCAGCAAACCGCCAGAGAGACAAAUCUCAAAUGAACCCCCGACGGUCAUCAGUAAUGCAACGAGCACCGAAAGCAAAGAGAGCCGUAGAAAGGCAUUAAGAGAGAAUUACCUUAGAGAGAAAUACGGUCAGCGAUGGCGUUUGCGUCAUCUUAAUCGCGGACAACCGUAUAAACCGUUGCAGUUGAAUGCUACUUGGCUACAGCCGAUACUCUUUAACAACAAUUCACGAUUUAGAAGACCAUUGGUAUGCACCCUAAUUACGGUUCUAAGCAGAACCCACGAUCGCAAACGAGAAAUACUGAACCUUUUAACGAGCUUCUUGAAAUAUGUCGGAGAAGCGGGAGAAGCCAGCACUGACUUUUUGUCCCUUUAUCGUUUGUUGGCUGUGGAUACCCCUUGGCGUCAAUAUUUGGCAUUAAAAGGAGUUCUGCUGGAAAUUUCCCUACUAUUAUCUGAAGAAAUUAAAAAGAUUCACCGUUUGGAAGAAACCACUCUGUCGUCCGAUUUGUCACAGGGCUAUGCAUUGCGCCAGUUCGUAGAGUUACUUGCCUUGUUCCUAGACAAUCCACAGAUAAGGCAAGUUUACAAAACGCGACUGCUGGGGCCAGUUCUUGAAGGCUAUCUGUCACUGAGGAAGCUGGUUGUUCAAAGGACUCGACUAAUAGACGACGCCCAGGAGAAACUAUUGGAAAUGUUGGAAGAAAUGACCAGUGGCACUGAGGAGGAAACCAGGGCGUUUAUGGAAAUUCUUAUCGACACUGUGGAGAAGACCCCCGUGAAAGACAUAAAAACGCCAGUCUUCAUAUUUGAACGACUAUAUUCCAUAAUACAUCCUGAAGAAAAUGACGAAUCUGAAUUCUUUAUGACCUUAGAGAAAGAUCCGCAACAAGAAGACUUUUUGCAAGGUCGUAUGCUGGGCAAUCCAUACCCUUCAACUGAGCAAGGCCUGGGGCCUCUGAUGAGAGAUAUCAAAAAUAAAAUCUGUACUGACUGUGAACUCAUUGCUCUUCUGGAGGACGAUAAUGGCAUGGAGUUGCUGGUUAACAACAAAAUUAUUAGCCUGGACCUUCCAGUGAAGGAUGUGUACAAGAAGAUAUGGCUAGCAGAAGGUGGCGAAAGGGAUGCCAUGCGAAUUGUAUAUCGCAUGAGAGGUUUGCUGGGCGAUGCCACCGAAGAAUUCGUGGAGACUUUGAACAACAAAUCGCAGGAAGAAGUCGAUACCGAACAGUUGUAUCGUUUGGCCCAUGUGCUGGCCGAUUGUAACGGCCUCAAAGUCAUGCUCGAUCGUAUAGGAAGCCUUCAGAAUAUACCACGCUCUCGUGAACUUAUUCAGGUUUUGCUUAAGCUAUUCUUGAUAUGUGUUAAAGUUCGUCGUUGUCAAGACGUCCUAUGUCAGCCGGAAUUGGGGGCGGUCAAUACAUUACUGAAGGUAUUGCAAAUGUGCUUGCAAUCUGAACCGGACUCCAUACAAUCGUGUGUAACCGAACAACUACUGGAAAUAAUGGAGACCAUUUUGUCUAAGGCAGCGAGCGACACGCUCGAUUCGUUCCUGCAAUUUUCUUUGACGUUUGGCGGCCCGGAGUAUGUUACCGCGCUAAUUUCCUGCACUGAAUGCUCCAACGUUCGCAACAAUCCCUCAGUGUUGCGACAUCUAAUACGAGUAUUGGCCGCAUUGGUCUACGGAAAUGAGGUAAAGAUGGCACUGCUGUGCGACUAUUUCAAAGACAUCUUGAACUUUGAUAAAUUCGACAGUGAACGCACCACUGAGGAAGAAUUCAAGUUGGAAUUGUUUUGUGUGCUAACCAAUCAAAUUGAGCAUAACUGUAUUGGUGGCACUCUGAAAGACUAUAUCGUGGGUCUGGGUAUAGUCGAGAAGGCAAUCGAUUACAUUACUCGCUAUGCGCCCUGUGUGAAGCCCACACUUUUAAGAACGGACUCCGAUGAACUUAAGGAGUUUAUCUCCCGACCAAGUCUUAAGUAUAUACUGCGAUUCCUCACCGGUCUGGCUACUAAACAUGAAGCAACGCAGGUGGCGAUUAGCAAAGAUAUCAUACCCAUCAUACACCGUUUGGAGCAGGUCUCAAGUGAUGAACAUGUUGGCAGUUUGGCCGAAAAUCUCUUGGAGGCAUUGUGCACAGAUACGGCCACAGCUACGCGUGUGCAGGAAGUGCGCGAUUUUACCAGAGCUGAAAAGAAGCGUUUGGCCAUGGCAACACGCGAAAAACAAUUAGACGCCUUGGGUAUGCGAACAAACGAAAAGGGUCAAGUCACCGCCAAGGGAUCCAUUCUACAGAAGAUUGAGAAGUUGCGCGAUGAAACUGGACUCACUUGCUUUAUAUGUCGCGAAGGCUAUGCAUGUCAGCCGACCAAAGUCUUGGGAAUUUAUACCUUUACCAAGCGCUGCAAUGUAGAAGAGUUUGAAAUAAAAUCCCGCAAAACGAUUGGCUACACAACGGUUACCCAUUUCAAUGUGGUGCAUGUUGACUGUCACACUUCAGCCAUUCGACUGGCUCGUGGCAGAGAUGAAUGGGAGCGUGCUAGUUUGCAAAACGCCAAUACCCGAUGCAAUGGUUUGUUGCCACUAUGGGGACCCGAAGUUUCCGAGGCUGCAUUCUCGGCCUGUAUGACCCGCCAUGCCAGCUAUAUGCAGGAGAGCACUCAACGUUGUGACAUUUCCUACACGAACAGCAUCCAUGACUUGAAAUUGCUGCUUAUGCGUUUCGCCUGGGAGCGCAGUUUCCACGAGGAUGCAGGUGGUGGUGGUCCACAAUCCAACAUGCAUUUCGUUCCUUACUUGCUCUUCUAUGCCGUCUAUUUGCUGCUCUCUUCGCGCUCUGCAGCUCGAGAUAGCAAAACCUUGGUGUCUUACCUUACGGCUCCUCCAUCUGAGAAAUGGCUCGAGAGUGCCUACGAAGUAGAGGGUCCUCUCUACAUGUUGACAGUCUCGCUGGCCCUGCACUCGCAUGAGACAUGGCAAAAACAUCGUGUUGCUCACUUGAAACGUCUCAUUGCGGUAGCUCAAGCCCGCCAUAUAUCACCUUCCGUAGUAUGCAAGGCUUUAUUGGCUCCAUCGGAUCGUCAAGAAAAAGAAUACUCUGUCUACAAACCCUUCUUGAUGAUAUGGGCUCUAUUGGACCUGCUGUAUGCAACACUUUUUAAAGUCGUUGCAACGCCCAAAGAAGAAGACUGGUCAAUUUCAUUGUUUAAUUACAUUCGCAAGAACGAUGAAACCAUGUUGAAGCACACCGACUCGAUACUGGAGACCUUUACCGAUGACUUUUUACCCUGCGCAUCAUUUGAAGAGUUCUGUGAUGUUGCUGGUCUUUUUGGCGAUAUUGAAAAUCCUCAAACAUUUAUAGAGAAUGUUUUGUCGUCGUUACCCACAACAAUAACGGCAUCAUCAAACGCAACUGCAGCAUCAUCUUCGUCAUCAUCAAGUUGUUAAACUAAAUGAAAUUGUCGAAGGAGCAGUUCAUAGGAAUCACAUAAAACGAAUUAUUAAUUGCACUUAUAAUAACCCUUACUAACCCCGCAUUGAAGCAGUUAGUGUUGUAGUAGUAGUGGAAACUGCUUAAGUCCGCAAUAAAAUGAAUUAAACGGACAUAUUUGCAAUUUAACAAACAAUUAUAUUAAUCAAUAAAUUAUUCAUUUAAAUGUAAAACUA